AUGAGUCGAAUGAGUUUAGGUAAGUUGGUUUUUGGCGGGAAAUUUGAAAUUUUCAUGAAAAAUUGUGAAGUUUCACCUGUUUCGGCUUAAAAUGCGUGAAAUGUUGGUUUUUGACAGAAAAUUUGACGGAUUUAGCCUACCUAGGCUUGAUUUUCAUGAAAAUUUGGUUUUUGACGGAAAUACUAUCGGAUUUGACCUACAUGGGCUCCAAAUUUCAUGAAAAACCGAAUUUUGACGGAAAUCACACCGUUUACCUCCUACUUAACAGGUUUUUGGUCUGGGUAGGCGAAUUUCGGUGAUUUUUCUGUCGAAACUUGAAACAGGCAGGCAAAAAAUGGUGUUAUUUUCGACCAAAACCAGAAAAAUGGGGUUCUAACGGAAAAAUCGAUGGAUUUCGCCUACCCAGACCAAAAAAUCACCGGAUUUCACCUACCUGGGCUUAAUUUUCAUGAAAAAUUCAAUUUUGACGGAAAAAUCACCGGAUUUCUCCUACCUGGGCUCAAAAUUCAUGAAAAUUUGGCUUAUGUCGGAAAAAUCAACGGAUUUCGCCUACCCAGACCAAAAAAUCACCGGAUUUCACCUACCCGGGCUUAAUUUUCAUGAAAAAUUCAAUUUUGACGGAAAAAUCACCGGAUUUCUCCUACCUGGGCUCAAAAUUCAUGAAAAUGCGGCCUAUGUCGGAAAAAUCAACGGAUUUCGCCUACCCAGACAAAAAAAUCACCAUUUUUCACCUAUUUAGGCUUAAAUUUCAUGAAAAACUCGAUUUUGACAGAAAAAUCACCGGAUUUCUCCUACCUGGGCUCAAAAUUCAUGAAAAUUUGGCUCAUGUCGGAAAAAUCAACGGAUUUCACCUACCUGGGCUUAAUUUUCAUGAAAAAUUCAAUUUUGUCGGAAAUAUCAAUGGAUUUCACCCACCCAACCCCAUUUUUCGCGCCAAAUUCAAAUUUUCCAGGUUCCGUUCGCCUUCACGAUCUUCUGGAGGCCUCAGAUGACGAAUACGGUUUUUCACGAAAUUCACAACCACGGGUCGAAAGUGCGUUAGAGUGUAGAGAGCAAGAGGAGACGCAGACGACGAGAGAACACCGGAAAAAAGGCGCCAAAUCAAAUAAGGUUUGAAAUUUUUUGAAUUUUCACUUGUUUUUGGCCAAAAAUUGCUGAUUUCACAUGUUUUUUGAUAAGAAAAUCAAUUUUUUAUCAAAAUUUUGCAUUAAAAAUCACAUGUUCCAUAGAAUUCUACAAAAAUUCAAGAAAAAUGUCAGUUUUUUGGCUGAAAAUAUUUUUUCGAGCUGAAAUUAUCGAUUUUUUGCAGGGUUCCGACUCCGAACAUCAUUCCAUAGGUACAAAUGAGGAAAAAGUGAGUUUGUAGGGGAAAUAUGGUGAGAUUUUUGACGUUUUGAGGUGAAAAAUGGGGUUUUUCAUGAAAUUUUGAGUCUGGUAGGCGAAAUUCUGACAGAAACUAGAUUUUCAUGAAUUUUAAGCUAGAGUAGGCAAAAUAUAGUGAUAUUUCGGUCUGGUAGGCAAAAUCCGACGUUUUUUUCGACAAAAAUCCCGAAUUUUUGCAGGAUCAAAGUAAAAUUGGUGUAUUUUUCGACAAGGCCAAAAAGAAGACGCAAAAAUUGGUGACGCGGAAGAAAUCGAGUUCCGGUAAGUGUCCGGAAGCUUUCCGCGCGGAAAAAUUCUCUAAUUUUCAGAAUCCGCGCCUGCCGCAACCACCUGCGACACUUUAUCGAUUUCCGGAUCGGCGAAAUCGCUCGAUUCCACAAGCGGACAAAUUUCGCCCGAUGAAAUUUCGAGAAAAUCGAUGGAUUUUGUGGGAAAUGAGCAGAAAAUGGAGAGAAAAGUGAGUUUUUGACCGAAAAAUUGAUGGAAAUCGCCUACUUUGACCCUUGGUGUCAAAAAUAUCACUAAAAUUUGCCUACCAGACGAAAAUAACACCUUUUCUCGCCUACCUGGGCUCAAAAUUCAUGAAAAUUUGGUUUCUAACGGAAAAAACGCCGGAUUUUGCCUACUAGACCAAAAAUCACCAUAUUUUCCCUUACUUGGCUCAAAAUUCAUGAAAAUUCGGUUUUUGACGGAAAAAUCAACGGAUUUUGCCUACUCUAGGUUGAAAUUCAUGAAAAUUCGGUUUCUGGCCAAAAAACCACCGGUUUUCUCCUACCUGAGCUCAAAAUUCACCAUCCUUCACCUACCACAGGUUGAAAUUCAUGAAAAUUUGAUUGUUGACCGAAAAAAACGUCGGAUUUUGCCUACCUGACAGAAAUUACACUAUAUUUUACCUACUACAGGUUGAAAUUCAUGAAAAUUCCAGUUUUUGUCUGAAAAAUCAACGGAUUUUGCCUACUAGACCAAAAAUCACCAUAUUUUCCCUUACUUGGCUCAAAAUUCAUGAAAAUUCGGUUUCUGACCAAAAAACCACCGGCUUUCUCCUACCUGGGCUCAAAAUUCAUGAAAAUUCAAUUGUUGACGGAAAAACGUCGGAUUUUGUCUACCUGACGGAAAUAACACCUUUUUUCGCCUACUCUAGCUUGAAAUUCAUGAAAAUCUGGUGUCUGACGAAAAAAACGUCGGAUUUUGCCUAUCUGGGCUCAAAAUUCAUGAAAAUUCGAUUUUUGACAGAAAAAAACGUCGGAUUUUGCCUACCUGACCAAGAAAUCGUGGAUUUUUACCUGCUGGACCAAAAAACCACCGGAUUUCACCUACUGUAGCUUGAAAUUCAUGAAAUAUCGGUUUCUGACCAAAAAACCAUCGGUUUUCUCCUACUCUAGGCUAAACUUCAUGAAAUCUGGUUUCUGACAGAAAAAACGCUGGAUUUCACCUACUCUAGCUUAAAAUUCAUGAAAAUUCAGUUGUUGACGGAAAAAACGUCGGAUUUUGCCUACAUGGGCUCAAAUUUAAUGAAAAUUUGGUUUCUGAUGGAAAUAGCACCGUAUUUCACCUACUCUAGCUUAAAAUUCAUGAAAAUUCAGUCUCUGCUAGAAAAAACGUCGGAUUUCUCCUACCUGAGCUCAAAAUACCCCAUUUUCAAUGAUUUUUACCUCAAAAAUCGUCAAAAAUAUCACCGUUUUUCACCUACCCGCCCCAAAACCCCCCUGUAUUUUCCAGCAACCUCUCCUCAUCGAUCCAGCCGAUGCAUCGGAUCCAUUCCUCAUCCAAUCGCUCAUCCACAAAUGUCGCGUUUUGCCGUUUUUCCGCGCCCGAAUCGCAAUAUUCGGCUCACUAGUUGCGCUAACUCUAACCUAUCCGGUUUUUCUGACAGGAUUCUUUUGGGGUAUUUAUAUCACUAUUAUUGGAUUCCUCUAUUUUUUCGUUUCCGAGCCGAAAUCCAAAGAAAAUUUCCUGGAAAAUUCGGACUUGGAUGAGGUUUUGGAAGCCGCGGCCGCGGCCGAGGAUCCGACAUCCUCGACCCCGCCCAAAAAUCAUGGAUUUGGCCUGAGUGACGGUGUGAUUUAUAAGGGUUGGAUGAAUGAAUUGCGGACGCGAUAUUCCCCGCAGGAUUAUCAUGUGAAUUCGGCCACAAGUGUACUUGUCAGACUUGAAGGUAGGCGAAUUUGGGUGGGAAAUUCGGUUUUUUUUGAGCCCAGAAUGUUGAAAAUCGAGGUUUUUAACCUAAAAUUCAUGAAAAUUGGACUAUUUUAGUCAAAAUUUGAAUUUUCCAACCUUCCCGUGUUGAAAGUAGGCGAAAUCCGUUGGUAUUUUUGUCAUUGCUUCAAUUUUUAGAUGAAAAUUGAAUUUCUGACCGAAAUAUCAAUGAAUUUUGCCUACUUGACCUAAAAAUCACCAAAUUUCCCCUACCCCGGGUCAAAUUUCAUUGAAAAUUGAUUUCGGACCGAAAUAUCAAUGGAUUUUGCCUACUCCAAACCCGGGAAAGUUGAAAAAUUCAAAUUUUUAUGGUUUACAACCUAAAAAUCACCAAAUUUCCCCAACUCCGGGUCAAAUUUCAUUAAAAAUAUGGUUUUGACCAAAAUAUCAAUGGAUUUUGCCUACUCCGAACCCGGGAAUGUUGAAAAUUCAAAUUUUUGAUGGGAAAUUCGUUAAAACGUUGAAAAUUUGACCUUACUUAGCCUAAAUUACCUUAAGAACCCUGAAAAGUUAAAUUUUAGGUUGAAAAGCAUUUAAAUUACUCUAAAAUUCCUGAAUUUUCGCUUUAAAUUCAAUUUAAGGUCAAAUUUCCCUUAAGAUUACUCUAAAAAUCCCAGAUUUUCACCAAAAAUUACCCUAAGAACCCUAAAAUCAUCCUAAAAAAUUAAAAAAUUAAAAUUCCAGGUUCAAUGCUCCGAAUCUGCCGCCCAGCAAAAGCCGUCCUAAAACACGCGUUCUACGAUGAUCCAACUCUUAAAUCCAGCCAACAUUCAAUGGUUUCCCAAGUGAUUUAUGACCUUAAAGACGCUAAGGUAUCACUAAGGCCUAAACGAUUAGCGAGAAGAAGAUGGUGGAGUCGAAAAUAUCCGAUUUAUAUUCGAUUCGCACAUUCGAGCAGUUCGCUAGUCGAAAUUGGAGCCAAAAAUCAGGGAAUGGCAAGGUAGGAGUUGUCCGGUGUGAUUUUUGACACCAAAAAUCGUUAAAAUUGACCCAUUUUUACCUAGGGUAGGCAAAUUCCGGUGAUAUUUUUGACAACACCCAAAAAUUUGAAUUUUCAAAAAAAAAACGUUUUCUCAAUGGAGCGCACUUGCAUUUUCUUAUCACAAAAUUUCAAAAAGUAGGCGAAAUCCGUUGAUUUUUCUGGUUUGAAGCUAAAUAUCACUGGAUUUUGCCUGGUAGGGGAAAUCCGAUGAGAUUUUUGACAAAACUAGGUGAAAUUCGGUUGGAAAAAAAGUGUGCUCUAUUGAGAAUCUAGAUUUUUAACGAAAAAUUCAAAUUUUUAGCUAAAGUAGGAGAAAACCAUUGAUUUUUCAGUGAAAAUUCAAAUUUUCACGGUUUUUGGAUUAAGAAUGGCAAAUGCGCUCUAUUGAUAACCAGGAUUUUUCAAGAAAAAUUCAAAUUUUUAGCCAAAGUAGGAGAAAACCAUUGAUUUUUCGGUCAAAAAUGCGAAUUUUCACGGUUUUUGGAUGAAAAAUGGCAAAUGCGCUCUAUUGAGAAUCUAGAUUUUUGACGAAAAAUUCAAAUUUUCAUUUUUUUCUUUCAGAUCAGCUUCAAUGGCUCCAAAUCCGCAAAUUUCCAAUGAUUUUGAUGAUUUCUCAACCGAUGGAUAUUCGCCAGAAACCGAUUCAGAUUCCCCAGAAAAUUUGGCUGAAAAUCCGCGAAAAAUGGUCCGCGCAUGCUCAACUUCUGAUAUUGGGACCAUUAAACAUGGAAAUCCGCGAAAAGUGGCGAAAAAUCGAGGAAAAUCGAUAUUUUUGUUUGUUAGAGCCGCGCGGGAGAAAGAACGAUGGUUUCAUUUGUGAGUUUUGGUUGAAAAUGCUGAAAAUAGAGGUUUUGUAGCUGAAAAUUUGAAAAUUUCACCAAAAAACCAGGUUAUCCAUGGAGCGCACUUGCAUUUUUCACCCAAAAAAUCGAUUUUUCACAAAAUUUAAGCUCAGAAAAUGGAUUUUCUACUGUAAAAAUAGAAUUUUUGCCUGAAUUCAAGUCAAAAUCAUCAAUUUCAGCCUGCAAAUUAAUUUUUGAUAUAAUUUCAAGGCUGAAAAUGAAUAUUUGACCUGAAAUUAAUUUUUGGGGUGUUUUACAGUAGAAAAAUUUGAAUUUUUUCUCAAUUUUUCGAUCAAAAAUGCAAGUGCGCUCUAUUGAAAUCCCCGUUUUUCGUGAAAUUUUGAAUUUUUAGAAACCAUGCCGCAAAAUUGCAAAAGUGGGCGGAGCUUAGGCUUAUUUAGGCUUAAAAUGAUGCUCUUAACAUGAGCAAUGCAUUAUUUGGUAUCAAGUAGAAGCUCCACAAAAACCAUGCCGCAAAAUUGCAAAAGUGGGCGGAGCCUAGGCUUGUGGGGUCUCAAAAUGCUCCAAAAAGUGUGCCCUAGGCUUGUGGGGUAUCAAAUUGGAGCAAUUUUCAAAAUUUGAAUUUUUCCAGGCUCCGCGAAGCGUGUGCUCAAGCCAAAUCUCCGCAAAAUCCCAAAUUUCCGCACUCAAAAUCGUCAAAUUCCCUUCCGGAUGACAUAAAACCGGAUGAUUUAUCGAUUUGCACAUCUGUGGCCAUCGAAGCGGCGAUCGCGGAUUCUCCCGAUUUCAGUGACGCCAUUUUCAAUACUCCGGAAAAGACGCGGAAGGUUCCGCGCGGCUCGGCGCGGAAUGCGGAAUUUUUGAAAUAUCAGAUGAAUUAUGCGGGUUUCGUUAGAGAGAUUGGCACGAUUUUUGGGCCCAAAAUCCCGGAGAGGCCCGAAAAAGGCCAGACAAUUUCGCUGGACUUGGGAAAUAUGAAAUGGCGUGCGGAAAGCGGCGCGGAACACGCGGAAACAUCGAGCCUUGUGGAUAGUUUGAACAUCCUGGCAACCCGCAUUUUUUUCGAUUUUUGUCGCGAUGAAUUUUGGGUUCGACAGGUCAAGCAGAAGAUUCAGGGAAAAUUGGCCACGAUUCAUGUGAGUUUUUCGGGCCUCGGCCUGGAAUUUCGGGCUUUUCGGGCUUUUUUUUCAUGAAAAAUGAUGAAUUUUAAGCCAAAAUUACCCUAGAAUCAAGAAAAAUGACCUAAAAUUCAAAUUUUCAACUUAAAAAUUUGAAUUUUCACGAAAAACGGGUGAUUCUCAAUAGAGCGCACUUGCAUUUUUGACCGAAAAAUUGAGAAAAAUCGAUUUUUCCACACUAAAACACUCCAAAAAUUGAUUUUCAGCCUUAAAAUUUUAUCAAAAAUUAAUUUGAAAGCUGAAAUUGAUGAUUUUGACUUGAAUUCAGGCCAAAAUUCUAAUUUUACAAUAGAAAAUCGAUUUUCUAAGCUUAAAUUUCAUGAAAAAUCGAUUUUUGUACCAGAAAACACUCAAAAAAUUGAUUUUCAGUCAAAAAUUCAAAUUUUUGAGCUGAAAUUCCCCAAUUUCGCAUUUUCCAGUGAGAUUUUUGACAAAAUAGUGAUUUUUUGGGUGAAAAAUGCAAGUGCGCUCCAUUGAGAAGCUGGAUUUCUCACGAAAAAUUCAAAAUUUCAUUUUUUUUUUUGUUCAAAUUGUGAAAAUUGAGCUGAAGCAGGCAAAAUCCGUCAAUUUUUCCAACAAAACAGAGAGUAGGAGAAAACCGAUGAGAUUUUCGACAAAAUUCAAAUUUUUUGGACAAAAAUAGCAAGUGCGCCUCAUUGAGAAGCUGGUUUUUCACAAAUUCAAAUUUUUAGCUAAAGUAGGAGAAAACCAUUGAUUUUUCGGUCAAAAAUUCAAAUUUUCACGAUUUUUUAAUUAAAAAUGGCAAAUGCGCCCCAUUGAUAAUCUGGUUUUCUCACAAAAAAUUCAAAUUUUUAUUUUUUUUUGUCAGAAUCAUCUAAAAUGCUUAAAAUUCUUCAAAAAAUUCAAAUUUUAACUCAAAAUUUCAGGAAAAAUCCAAAUUUUCUCUCUUAAAAUUCCCCCAUUUUUCAGCUUCCAUACUUCAUCGAAAAACUCGAGCUCGGCGAGCUGAAAUUCGGCACAAAAGCCCCACAAUUCACGGCAGUUUACACGCCAAAAAUCGACGAAUGGGGAACUUGGGUGGAUUUUGAGAUGAAAUACAAAGGAGGAAUUCGGCUGGUGCUGCAAACUAGUGUGAAUUUGUUGAAAUUGAAAAGUGGAGCGAUGCAAGUGAAAAAAACCAGGGUGGAAAAAUGGACGGAAGAGGUGACCAGGUAUGUAUUGCUCAGGUUAGGGGGAGCAUUUUGAGCCCAAAUAUGACAUUGCUCAGGUUAGGAGCUUCAAUUUGAUAUCAAAUAGAGUAUUGCUCAGGUUAGGGGAAGCAUUUUGAGCCCAAAUAAGGCAUUGCUCAGGUUAGGGGGAGCAUUUUGAGCCCAAAUAUGACAUUGCUCAGGUUAGGAGCUUCAAUUUUAUAGUAAAUAAGGCAUUGCUCAGGUUAGGGGGAGCAUUUUGAGCCCAAAUAUGACAUUGCUCAGGUUAGGAGCUUCAAUUUGAUAUCAAAUAGAGUAUUGCUCAGGUUAGGGGAAGCAUUUUGAGCCCAAAUAAGGCAUUGCUCAUGUUAAGAGCAUUAUUUUAAGCCUAAAUAAGGUGUUGCUCAGGUUAAGAGCUUUAAUUUGCUAGUAAAUAAGAAAUUGCUCAGGUUAACGGGGUUGUUUUGAGCCAAAAUAUGGCAUUGCUCAGGUUAACGGGGUUUUUUUGAGCCCAAAUAUGAUAUUGCUCAGGUUAAGAGCAUUAUUUUGAGCCUAAAUAUGACAUUGCUCAGCUUAAGAGCUUUUUUUAAAAGAUAUUGCACAUGUCUCUGAAAACCAUGCCGCAAAAUUGCAAAAAAUGGGCGGAGCCUAACCUUAUUUGAUAUCAAAUUAAAGCCCUCUAAAAACCGUGCCCUAAUUUUGCAAAAGUGGGCGGAGCCUAGGCUUGUGGGGUCUCAAAAUGCUCCAAAAACUGUGAAAAAAACUUUUUGCAGAUAUUCCGACUCGUCACUUCCCGAAAGUCCCGAAAGCAGUCCAGACGAGGAUUUUGGCUCGAAAAAUCACCAAGAUGGAAAUCAAAAGGAGCGAACUGGAAAGAAAAUAUUGUCGAUUGUCGAACGCGCGGCACAAAGUGCAUUUUUUCAAAAAGCUGUGAAGCUGCAAGCGGUCGCAAAGGUAGGGCACGGUUUUUUGGAGCAUUUUGAGACCGCACAUGCCUAGGCUCCGCCCCUUUUUGCAAUAUUAAGGCAGGGUUUUUGAAGGGCCUUUUUUUGAGACUAAACAACCCUAGGGCCUGUUUUUUCGGCCUGAGGCGGCCCGGGCUCUCAAACCCUCAUAAAAUACGUUUCGAAAUCCCGAGAUAACAAUUUCCGGUGCAUGGUUGUCUAAUAUGUUGAUAAUACAAAAUUGAAAAAAAAAAGAAACCACUUAAAAUGUCUUAGGUUCUUACUUUAAGUCAUUUUGACGCUAAAUAUGAUAUUGCUCAGGUUAAGAGCUUCAAUUUGAGCCUAAAUAAGGCAUUGCUCAGGUUAGGCGAGUCAUUUUGAGUGUAAAUAUGGCAUUGCUCAGGUUAAGAGCUUUAAUUUGAUAUCAAGAAUAAUCUGCCGUGUUUAAUAUGAGCAAUCCUAAAGUAUGUCAUGUUUAGGCUCAAAUUGAAGCUCUUAAUCUGAGCAAUAUGGUGAAUUUUGGGGUUUUAAUAUGAGCAAUGGUGCUUAGGCUGGAAUUCAUGGUCUUAAUCUGAGCAAUGCGAUUUUUUUUUACUCAAAAUGAGCCCCUUAACCUGAGCAAUCCUAAAUUUACACUCAAAUUGUAGCUCCUAACCUGAGCAAUGUCGUGUUUGGUCUCAAAUUAAUCCCCUUAACCUGAGCAAUCCGAAAAUAUCCCGUGUUUAGUUUCAAAAUGACCCGCUUAACCUGAGCAAUCCAAUUAGAAUGAGCAAUGUGUUGUUGCAGCUAAUCGAAGAUGUCUCAACAACUCCCCUAAUGCUAAACGUUGAAGUUGAAGAGCUCGAAGGUCCAAUGACAUGCAAUAUUCCGCCUCCGCCUUCCGACCGCCUCUGGUACGCGUUCCGCCGCGCGCCAAUCUUCAAAAUCCGCGCGAUUCCGCAAGUCGGCGAUCGAAAUAUCGAUCUAUCCACUGUUUCCGAAUGGAUCGAAACCAAGUUACGACAAGUUCUCGAGAAGAAUCUGGUGUGCCCAAAUAUGGAUGAUAUUAUUUUGCCGGUUUUGAGCGGGAAUCAAUUGUUGCAUAUGGGAUAUAAUAAGUGA
This is a messenger RNA of Caenorhabditis angaria, 9735 nucleotides long. Lineage: Eukaryota; Metazoa; Nematoda; Chromadorea; Rhabditida; Rhabditidae. The record is from the annotation of a GenBank genome assembly.